Messenger RNA from Fusarium venenatum, 900 nucleotides. RefSeq names its product Alpha/Beta hydrolase protein. Lineage: Eukaryota; Fungi; Ascomycota; Sordariomycetes; Hypocreales; Nectriaceae. The record is from RefSeq and is a predicted model, not a curated record.
AUGUCGAUAAAGCACAAUUCUACAGUCCUUGUGGAUCUGGGUUCAUAUAAACUCGAGGUAACGGUCCACGGUCCGCCCCGACGCGCCCACAACCCGAUUGUGAUCAUCAUCCCCGACAUAGGCAGCAGUAUCAAAGAAUGGACCGUCGUCACCAAAAUGCUAGCAGAUUCCAUGGCUGUGGUCGACUACGAACGUGCCGGAUACGGGAAAAGUGAAUAUAUUCCUUCGGGAGACUCAAGAGCACCUGCGGCCCUAGCUAUGGAACUACAUACGCUCCUACGAGCUGCGAAAAUCGCACCACCUUACAUCAUGGUUUGCCACUCUCGUGGUGCCAGCAUACUGCGGGAAUUUACAAAGUUGAGAAACCUGGCCCAAUUCAAGGGUUUUGUAUUUGUGGACGCAAAGACUGGGCCAUUGGAUCUGUCUGUCGAACCGAAACUUUCAAGGUCUGAUUCGUUAAAGCUGUGCUAUGGAGACUGUCAUCGUUUAGUCGAGUCGGCAUGGCAAGCUUUAUUGGACGAAGAGGCUCGUGCGGGUCAUCAAGCAGCAGCUGAAAGGGAAAUAGCCGAAUACCGUGUCAGUGGAGAAAACUCUUCUGUCAUGGGCCCGUCGAGUGUUGAACAGCCUGAAUACGGACGUGUUCCUCUGGUAGUUCUCCAGGCGGAUGCUGCAGUUGAUACGAGAAAGAUAAAUGGAGAAGUAGAGUUAGUAGAAAACGAGACUGAGGCUGACGUCAAUGACACGAGAGAACUGAAUGGGUUGGGACAAAAGAGUCUUCUGAACUUGUCUGAACGAUCACAGUACCGAUAUAUAACUGGAGCUGGAGAGAGGAUACACUUGGCCUCGCCGGAAAGAGUUGCAGAUGCUAUAACGUGGGUCUUGAUGCAGUAUAGAUGUUGA